AGAAAAUACUUAGGUCAAAAUUUUCAAUUUCUCGCCUCAUUUAGUUUUUCACGGCGCCUCUAUCAUCUGACUCACCCUCUAAUCUCUGCCUCUCACCGUCGCCGGCGUUCAAUCGUCUCUCCUGCUCAGUCUCCAGCGUUCAUCUCCGUUCGUCUUUCCUCCUCAGAAGUCUCCGAUCGUCGUUCGCGCUCUGCUCCCUCACCGUUCCGUUGUUGUGCUGCCGCCGGCUACGAUAGUAACUUUUCCUCGAGGACUCAAUCGAUUAUUUUUCUCUAAGGAUCUGAUUGGGAAGUAGAUUAUGUCUGUGAGAGCGAGGAAAGUCUCCACUCGAGGGGAAGCGGUGGCAGCAAAUUAUGCUUUUGGGCCUCUAGAAGAUGAUGUUAUUAUUAAACACAGGCUUCUCACACGAACAACCACCACAAGGGGGGAACCUCCAUUGAAGAAGCUUCAGAAGAAGUUUACUUCUUUUGUUCUUGAGAUUGAAAAGGAUGGGAGUAACAAUGAUGACUGUGAGAAGCUUUCCAGAGCUUUUUUACAAGAGUUAUCCACGUUUGAAAUUCCUUUGCUGAAGAGUAAAGCAGUUGUUGAUGCUAAUAUUAGGGAAAAGGAGAGUUUCCAUGAGUUUAAGGAUGAGAUAAACAAACAGAUUUUGUUAGCUCAGGAUGAUAUUGAAGAUCUUAAGAAACAGCUUGAAGAAAGCAAAAUUGAGAGGCAACACAAGGAGGAGUGCGAGGCAAUUAGAAAACUUAUAGCAACACAGCCACCCAGGUCUGUGACACAAAAGACUAUUGUGGAUUUGGAGAAAGAGAUUGCUGCACUUGAUGCAGAGAACACAGCUAGUUCAAGGAUGCUGGAGCUUCGUAAGAAGCAAUUUGCGCUUUUGUUGCAUGUGGUGGAUGAGUUGCAAAAUACCAUAGAGGAUGAACAGAAGAAUUUAAUUGAGGAAACGAGAAUCACAGCUGAGGAGAAUAAGAUUGGUGUGGACGAUGCUAGCGGAAGCCUGGAAACCAUGGCUGUCGACUGAGGUUGCACUCCUCGUAUGUUCUGCUGUAAAACUUGUAUGCAUAUAAUUUUUUUUCAACUCAAUAUCGAAGAGUUCAUGUUAUCUGUAAAUCUUGCUCAAGUCAAGAAAUCAAAAUGCAACAGCGAAUGAGUAAUGUAGAAUCUUGUUCUUAUUCUUAGGUAUUCUGGGUGAAAUGACAUGCCAUAGCAAAUGAGUAAACCUAAUUUCCAUUGA
This is a messenger RNA of Cucumis melo (muskmelon), 1237 nucleotides long. Its product is annotated as THO complex subunit 7A-like. Bases 299 to 1024 code for a protein of 241 amino acids. Gene Ontology annotation, biological process: mRNA export from nucleus; mRNA processing. Lineage: Eukaryota; Viridiplantae; Streptophyta; Magnoliopsida; Cucurbitales; Cucurbitaceae. The transcript has 3 exons. The record is from RefSeq and is a predicted model, not a curated record. Gene Ontology annotation, cellular component: THO complex part of transcription export complex.